AUGCGGGCCCUAGCCAAUGCGAUGCGAGACAUCUCCACGAGCGAAGUCUUUCUCAGACAAAAGAUCUACGCUUGGAUGGAGAACAAGGUCAACAGCUUCAAUGCAAACGAUUACCGCUCCUAUAUAUCUACUGCAUACUACUCUCUGGGCAUGCCCGGUGUCGAAUACGACUACACUUCGCUAAAGCGUCAGGGUCUCGCAGAUGAGAUUUUCAAUCCACGUCAAGACCCAAUGCAAAUCGAACACUUUCUCGAGGUUCACUUUGCGGGGCCCAUACUUGUCGCGGCGAUAAACGCAGGGAUUGUGCAAGGCGAUGAGACGCUUCUCACUACACUGUCAUUGCUGCGCCUCAUCUUCAACCAUCAGGCCAACCUGGCGUGGGCGCCCCCGAACUCAACAGAUUAA
Penicillium macrosclerotiorum is the source of this 405-nucleotide messenger RNA. RefSeq lists its product as uncharacterized. NCBI's taxonomy places the organism in Eukaryota, Fungi, Ascomycota, Eurotiomycetes, Eurotiales, Aspergillaceae. The transcript has a single exon. The coding region runs from base 1 to 405 and encodes 134 amino acids. The record is from RefSeq and is a predicted model, not a curated record.